UAGUACAUAAAUAUAUAUAAUAUUUAGAAGUAAAGAAAAAGUUAUAACAAAACCCAUGGCAGACGACAAGGAGGUUCUUAGAGAAAUAUGGGAGGGACGUCUACCAAUUUGUUUUAACAUAAGUCCUGAUGAAAUUACGACAGUUGAUCAGCCUGAACCAUGUUAUCUUCUCGUUCCACGUAUGAGUUAUUUUCCACUUGUGACAGACAAAGUAUUUAGGCAUUUCCAAAAAGCAAGUAAUCAAGAUGAUAUUGAUAAAAUGUGGCUGGAAUAUAAUGGCCAACCCCUUAAGUGGCAUUAUCCUAUUGGAGUUCUUUAUGACUUAUAUGGAGAAAAUGUUUUGCCAUGGCCAGUUACUUUACACUUUAAAAAAUUUCCUGAAACAGAAAUUAUGAAGUGUCAUGGGCGAGAUGCAGUUGAAGCACAUUUUAUGUCUGCUGUAAAAGAAGCAGACUCAUUGAAACACCGUUCUGUAGUAAUAAAUGCCAUGAAAAGAAAUGAUCAUAAGCAGCUCUGGAUGGGGCUUUCAAAUGAUCGCUAUGAUCAAUUUUGGUCAAUCAAUAAAAAACUAAUGGAAAGAGUAAAUAGUGAACCUUUUCGUUGUAUUCCUCUGCGAGUACAUCAAAGAUAUAAGCCAAUGUUGAUGAAAUUUUGUAAAUCUGUAUCAGAGAAAGGAGAACUUAACACAUUAGGAAACUUUUUUCAAACUUUUCUGCCUUUUAUUUUGGAUGAAAAUGAUCAUUCAAAAUAUUCUAAAAACUGGAAAGUUAUUAUUCAAGGAAUAACACCAAUGCUGAAUACCCCUUUACAAUGGAUGAGUGAACAUCUAAGUCAUCCUGAUAACUUUCUGCAUAUUAUUUUGAUUGAAUUGAUAUGUUAGUAAUAAAAAAUCAAAAGUUUGGUUUUUGUUUUAAACAUUUUAUAUAAUUUUUC
Molecule: messenger RNA, 933 nt
Organism: Hydra vulgaris (swiftwater hydra)
Lineage: Eukaryota; Metazoa; Cnidaria; Hydrozoa; Anthoathecata; Hydridae
Product: autophagy protein 5
Biological process (GO): autophagy of mitochondrion; C-terminal protein lipidation; nucleophagy
Cellular component (GO): cytoplasm; Atg12-Atg5-Atg16 complex; phagophore assembly site membrane
Molecular function (GO): Atg8-family ligase activity
Source: RefSeq, a predicted model, not a curated record